Molecule: messenger RNA, 2108 nt
Organism: Triticum dicoccoides
Lineage: Eukaryota; Viridiplantae; Streptophyta; Magnoliopsida; Poales; Poaceae
Product: protease Do-like 9
Exons: 9
Coding region: 39-1730 (563 amino acids)
Biological process (GO): proteolysis
Molecular function (GO): protein binding; serine-type endopeptidase activity
Source: RefSeq, a predicted model, not a curated record
CUCCUCGCGGCGCCGCGAAACCCUAGCCCGCCCCCACCAUGGACGGCUCCGCCUCCAAGGGCAAGCGCAAGCGCGGCCGCAAGAGCAAGGCGGCAGCGGACCACCCCUCGCUGUCCCCCGAUGCCCCCGCCGCCGUGGUCGCCGAGAACCCCGCCCCCGCCGCCGCCGGCCGCCGCGGGCGCAAGCCGCGACGCGUCGAGGUCGAGGCCCCGGCCGCCGCGGACGCCUCCACGCCCCGGCGCGGGGACGCGAAGCACCUGGCGAACGGUGGGGACGCGGCGAUGGCGGAGCUGGGCCCCGCGGGCUGGGAGGAGGUCGUCAGGGUGGUGCCGUCCAUGGACGCGGUCGUCAAGGUGUUCUGCGUGCACACCGAGCCCAACUUCUCGCUGCCGUGGCAGCGGAAGCGGCAGUACAGCUCCAGCAGCAGCGGCUUCAUCAUCGGCGGCCGGCGCGUCCUCACCAACGCCCACUCUGUCGAGCACUUCACCCAGGUCAAGCUUAAGAAGCGCGGGUCCGACACCAAGUACCUCGCCACCGUCCUCGCCAUAGGCACCGAGUGCGACAUUGCCUUGUUAACUGUCAGUGAUGAUGAGUUCUGGGAGGGAGUUACACCAGUUGAGUUUGGGUCGUUGCCAGCACUUCAGGAUGCAGUCACUGUUGUUGGUUAUCCAAUUGGAGGAGAUACAAUAUCAGUGACAAGUGGUGUGGUCUCUAGGAUAGAGAUACUGUCCUAUGUGCAUGGUUCUACCGAACUUUUAGGGUUGCAGAUAGAUGCAGCUAUUAAUUCAGGAAAUUCAGGUGGCCCAGCUUUUAAUGAUAGGGGCAUAUGUGUUGGCAUAGCUUUUCAGUCUCUCAAACAUGAAGAUGUAGAGAAUAUAGGUUAUGUGAUACCCACCCCAGUUAUCAAGCAUUUUAUUCAAGACUAUGAAAAAUCUGGAGCAUAUACAGGCUUCCCUAUAAUUGGGAUAGAAUGGCAGAAAAUGGAAAAUCCCGAUCUCCGGAAAGCAAUGGGAAUGAAACCUGAUCAAAAGGGUGUUCGUGUUAGGAGAGUGGAACCUACUGCUCCCGAGUCUGGAUGUCUGCAACCGUCAGAUAUUAUUCUUAGCUUUGAUGGAGUUGACAUUGCCAAUGAUGGUACAGUUCCUUUCAGGCAUGGCGAGCGAAUUGGCUUUAGUUACCUUGUUUCUCAGAAAUAUACCGGUGACAAAGCCCUUAUCAAAGUCCUGCGCAACUCAAAAGUUCAUGAAUUUAAAAUAAAGCUAGCGACCCACAAGCGGCUCAUUGCAGCUCAUGUCAAGGGCAGGCCACCAUCAUAUUACAUUGUUGCUGGCUUUGUUUUUGCAGCUGUCUCUGUUCCAUAUCUCCGUUCUGAGUAUGGGAAAGACUACGAAUAUGAUGCACCUGUCAAGUUGUUGGUCAAGCAUUUGCAUUCAAUGGCGGAAUCACCUGAUGAACAGCUGGUGGUUGUAUCACAGGUGCUUGUGGCAGAUAUCAAUAUCGGUUAUGAAGAUAUUGUCAAUACGCAGGUCCUUGCCGUUAAUGGUCAUCCUGUGAAAAAUCUGAAGGACUUAGUGACAACAGUGGAAAAUUGCAAGGAUGAAUUCUUGAAGUUUGAUUUGGAGUAUGACCAGAUCGUUGUCCUGGAGACAAAAACCGCGAAGGCUGCUACCGAGGACAUUCUGACAACGCACUGCAUCCCGUCGGCCAUGUCUGAUGACCUGAAGGCCUAAUGGAGAACAAGAUGCGGCUGUCUGGUGGCCCCGAUCGGGGUCACUUUUUUGGGGGUUGAACACCAGCCCGGCACCGGGCAGAAGCCUGAGCUUAUGCAUCCAGACCCUCUGGGGCUCCUGGGUGUGAGAGAGCUUCACCAAAGAAGGCUGAGGGUAAGUGGGCGCCACAUCAGCAUAAGCUGGAGCGCUGUCCAGCAUUAGUCAUCAUGAAAGUGAUGGCGGUUAAUUGAUAACAAUGGUUUCAUUUUUUUUCAAAAUUAAAUUAAAUUAUUGAGGGGGAAAAAGUUCAUAUUUUUGCCUCGGCCCCCACCGAAAAGUCCAAUACACCAUCGUCACCAGUUACAACAAUUUAUCAAUGAUAUAUGUUCCCAUCUGCUC